Messenger RNA from Drosophila teissieri, 2754 nucleotides. It is a transcript of the gene Cul2, whose product is annotated as cullin-2. Gene Ontology annotation, molecular function: ubiquitin protein ligase binding. Lineage: Eukaryota; Metazoa; Arthropoda; Insecta; Diptera; Drosophilidae. Bases 180 to 2441 code for a protein of 753 amino acids. The transcript is spliced from 9 exons. Gene Ontology annotation, biological process: protein ubiquitination; SCF-dependent proteasomal ubiquitin-dependent protein catabolic process. Gene Ontology annotation, cellular component: Cul2-RING ubiquitin ligase complex; SCF ubiquitin ligase complex. The record is from RefSeq and is a predicted model, not a curated record.
UUAUUUUUUUUUUUAUCGAUAUCGUCUUCGUCUGACAACCCAUUUCACGAUACCAAAAAAAAAGUGCAAAAAUAACUAAAUUCUCGGCGUAAUUAUUUAGUAAUAGCGUAGUUAAGCAGCAGGAAACACUUCCAAAUCCAUCCAGACGGACCAAGGAUUAGGACUAAGACCCAGUUGUCAUGUCGCUCAAGCCCAAAAUAGUGGAGUUUGUCGAUGUUUGGCCGCGCCUGCGCUGCAUCGCCGAGUCGGUAAUAACGCUGACCAAAGUGGAGCGCUCGGUGUGGAACACAAGCUUUAGCGACGUUUACACACUGUGCGUGGCGCAGCCGGAACCGAUGGCUGAUCGCCUUUAUGGCGAAACAAAACACUUUCUCGAACAGCACGUCCAGGAGAUGCUGGCCAAAAAAGUGCUGAUCGAGGGCAAAUGCUCGCAUUCUAAUGGUGGCCCAGACCUCCUCCAGCGCUACUAUACCACCUGGAUGGAAUAUAGCCAGGGCAUCAAGUAUCUGCACCAAUUGUACAUCUACCUGAAUCAACAACACAUAAAGAAACAGAAGAUUACCGACACGGAAUCGUUUUACGGCAAUCUGUCAAGCGAUGCUGCGGAGCAAAUGGAGAUUGGCGAGCUAGGUCUAGACAUUUGGCGUCUGUAUAUGAUUGAGUACUUGUCCAGCGAACUGGUCCGUCACAUACUCGAGGGCAUUGCCGCAGACAGAGCUAGCAAUGGCACCUUGGAUCACCAUCGCGUGCAAAUUAUUCAUGGAGUGAUACACAGCUUUGUGGAGGUGCAGGACUAUAAGAAAACAGGCUCGCUUAAGCUCUACCAGGAACUCUUUGAAGGACCCAUGCUGGAGGCCAGUGGCGCCUACUACACAAACGAGGCCAACAAGCUGCUUCAUCGGUGCUCAGUGUCGGAGUAUAUGCAGGAGGUUAUCCGGAUACUGGAAUAUGAGAGCCGGAGAGCCCAGAAGUUUUUACAUGUCAGUUCCCUGCCAAAGCUCCGUAAAGAGUGCGAGGAGAAGUUUAUUAACGAUCGUCUUGGCUUCAUCUACUCGGAAUGCCGCGAAAUGGUCUCCGAGGAGCGGCGUCAAGACCUACGCAACAUGUACAUCGUACUAAAGCCCAUACCCGACAAUCUCAAGUCUGAGCUCAUUACCACCUUCCUCGAUCACAUCAAAAGUGAAGGUUUACAGACCGUGUCUGCGCUUAAGGGCGAAAACAUCCACAUUGCGUUCGUAGAGAAUAUGUUGAAGGUGCAUCACAAGUACCAAGAGCUAAUUGCAGACGUUUUUGAAAACGAUUCUCUAUUCCUGAGCGCAUUAGACAAGGCGUGCGCCAGUGUUAUAAAUCGCCGCCCCACCGAGCGGCAGCCUUGCCGUAGUGCCGAGUAUGUGGCGAAAUACUGCGAUACGCUACUUAAAAAGUCUAAGACCUGCGAGGCAGAGAUCGAUCAAAAGCUUACUAACAACAUAACCAUCUUUAAAUAUAUUGAGGACAAAGAUGUGUAUCAAAAGUUUUAUAGCCGACUUUUAGCCAAGCGCCUAAUCCACGAGCAGAGUCAGAGCAUGGAUGCGGAGGAGGGAAUGAUCAAUCGGUUAAAGCAAGCCUGCGGUUAUGAAUUUACCAAUAAACUUCAUCGCAUGUUUACGGAUAUAUCGGUAUCUACUGAUUUGAACAAUAAGUUUAAUACUCACCUUAAGGAUAGCAAUGUGGACUUAGGCAUCAACCUUGCCAUAAAGGUACUGCAGGCGGGCGCUUGGCCUUUGGGGUCUACUCAAGUUAUACCAUUUGCAGUACCACAGGAAUUUGAAAAAUCUAUUAAAAUGUUCGAGGAUUAUUAUCAUAAAUUAUUUAGUGGUCGAAAGUUGACUUGGCUACAUCAUAUGUGUCAUGGGGAAUUAAAGUUGAGCCAUUUAAAAAAAUCGUACAUCGUGACUAUGCAGACAUACCAGAUGGCGAUAAUUUUGCUGUUUGAGACUUGUGAUAGUCUGAGUUGUCGGGAGAUCCAGAACACCUUGCAGCUAAACAACGAAACGUUUCAAAAGCACAUGCAGCCUAUUAUCGAGUCAAAGCUUUUAAAUGCCAGCUCAGAGAAUCUCGCCGGUGAGACUCGAAUAGAACUAAAUUUGGAUUACACAAAUAAGCGUACAAAGUUUAAAAUAAGUUCGGCUUUGCAAAAGGAAACGCCACAGGAGGUGGAACACACGAUUAACUCGGUGGAUGAGGACCGAAAACUCUUUCUACAAGCCGCCAUUGUUAGAAUUAUGAAAGCGCGUAAAGUCUUAAAGCACAAUGCUUUAAUACAAGAGGUUCUUUCUUUAUCGAAGGUUAGUUUUACUCCUAACAUAGCAAUGAUCAAGAAAUGUGUGGAGUCAUUAAUUGACAAACAAUAUAUUGAGCGAACUGCGAACUCGGGCGAUGAAUAUAGCUACAUGGCAUAGACUGCUGUAGAAAUUUUGUAUUCCUGAAGAAGAUCCUUCCCGGACUACAACCCCCCAAUACACACAACAAGGAAUUGCUAGCCAAGCAGUUUGUUUUGUUUGAAAACAACUAUCAAUGUUACAAAAAAAUCAAAAGGUCAAGCAAUUUUGUUUUGUUAUUUUUAUGAUCAUAGCAUAUUGGUAUGAAAGGUGUGUAAAGAUCAAUCGAUGUUACUGAUACUUUUAAUUUAGCUUAGUUAGCUGCGCCAUUUUGAUUUAAUGCGUGUGUCCUAUACAAUUGUAGAUAUAUAUUAUAUUCCUUUUAUGUAUUGUA